AUGCGCGCCUUCACUUCCGCCGCCCUCGUGCUCUCCGCACUCCGAGGCGCCAUCGCGUGCCCCGUGAGCACCAACCCCGUCAUCGACGCCUUCGUCACCAGCGAGUCCGCCAUCUCCAUGACGAAGCUUCUCUGCAACAUUGGCGGUGGCGGCUGCGAGGCCGCCGGCAUCCCCGCCGGUGUUGUCGUUGCCUCUCCUUCCAAGACUGACCCCGACUAUUGGUACACCUGGACCCGUGACAGCGCCUUGGUUUUCAAGACCGUCAUCGAGGAGUUCGCCUCCAAGCCCUACGAUGCCUCUCUCCAGAAGAAGAUUCAGGAGUACAUUACCGCCCAGGCCAAGCUCCAGGGCGUGAGCAACCCUCCGGCGGCCUCGUCGACGGCAGCGGCCUCGGCGAGCCCAAGACGUCCCCAGCGUGAUGGCCCUCCCCUUCGCGCCAUCGCCAUGUCGCAGUACGCCAAGUGGCUCAUUGACAACGGCUACCCCAAGACCGCUCAGGAGGUCGUCUGGCCCGUCAUCCGCAACGACUUGUACUACACCGCCCAGUACUGGAACAACACCGGUUUCGAUCUCUGGGAGGAAGUCAGCGGCGCCUCUUUCUUCACCACCAUCAGCCAGUACCGCGCCCUCGUCGAGGGCAGCAACCUCGCCGCCCAGCUCAAGACCACCUGCAAGGCUUGCGACCAGGUCGCUCCCCACAUCCUGUGCUUCGUCCAGAACUACUGGAACAACGCCGGCUACAUGGUUUCCAACAUCCUCACCAGCGCCUCCCGCAGCGGCAAGGACGGCAACAGCAUCCUCGCCUCCAUCCACUCCUACGACCCCCGCCUCGGCUGCGACGCCCUCACCUUCCAGCCCUGCUCCGACCGCGCCCUCGCCAACCACAAGGCCGUAACCGACUCCUUCCGCUCCUGGACCAUCAACAAGAACAUCCCCCAGGGCACCGCCGUCGCCGUGGGCCGCUACAUCGAAGACGUCUACUACAACGGUAACCCCUGGUACCUCCUCACCCUCGCCGCCGCCGAGCAGCUCUACGACGCCGUCGCCGUCUGGAAGAACCAAGGCUCCGUCACCGUCACCGCCACCUCCCUCGCCUUUUUCAAGGACCUCGUCCCCUCCAUCACCGCCGGCACCUACCAGAACGGCACCACCACCUUCACCUCGGUCGUCGACGCCGUCUUCGCCUACGCCGACGGCUACGUCAACGUCGUCAAGACCUACGUCAAGGCCGACGGCUCCAUGCCCGAGCAGUUCUCCAAGACCGACGGCACCCCCUGGCCGCCCGCGACCUCACCUGUUCGGCUGGCUCGCCGCCGCGCCUCAGCUCCCUCCACCUGCUCCACGCUCGCCCUCGAGGGCGCCUACGUCUCCGCCACCGCCGUUUCCUUCCCCGCUAGCCAGACCCCCGGCGGCACCGAGACCCUGACCUCCACCGCCCCCGAGCCCACCUCCACCGUCUGCCUCCACAGGGUCACUUUCCGCACGCUCUCCAAGACCGUCUGGGGCGACAGCGUCAAGGUCAUCGGCAGCAUCAGCGAGCUCGGCUCUUGGAACACCGCCAACGCCAAGCCCCUUUCCGCUGACGCCUACACCGACAGCAACCCCCUCUGGCAGGCCACCAUCAGCGUCCCCGCCGGCGCCAGCUUCACCUACAAGUUCAUCAAGGUCAACGAUGCCGGCGCCGUCACCUGGGAGUCCGACCCCAACCGCUCCUACAGCGCUUCUACUCAGUGCAGCAGCACCGGCACUACUGGCGGUAACUGGCAGUAA
Messenger RNA from Parascedosporium putredinis, 1770 nucleotides. Lineage: Eukaryota; Fungi; Ascomycota; Sordariomycetes; Microascales; Microascaceae. The record is from the annotation of a GenBank genome assembly.